AUGGACGAGUUGAUGGUGGAGUUGGUGGGCAUGUGCCUCGGCUAUGUGGACCCUCUCACCCAGCCCGUCUGCCGCGCCGUGUGCCGUCGCUGGCACCACGCCCUCCAAGCCCACGCGCGGACCACCCAGACCGCAACAACCGCUGCGGAGGGCCGGCUGGCAGUGCUGCAGUGGGCGCGGGCCAGCGGGGCGCCGUGGGAAGACCCCGGCGAGGCCUGCGCCGGCGCCGCACGCGGAGGCCACCUCGCGGUGCUCCAGUGGCUGCACGCCGAGGGUUGCGCUUGGGACCAGCGGACCACUGCCGCCGCGGCCCACGGCGGCCACCUCGCCGCCGCAGCCGGCGACGGCCAUCUGGAAGUGGUCCAGUGGCUCUGGACCCAUGGCGGAUCGCCGUUCAACCGGGACGUAUGCGCAGCGGCCGCUCGUGGCGGCCACUUGGAGGUGCUGCAGUGGGUGCGGGCCAACAACUGCCCGUGGGACUACAUGACCUGCUGCCUCGGGGCGCAUGGGGGCCACCUCGAGGUACUGCAGUGGGCGCGGGCCAAUGGCGCGCCGUGGGACGAGACCACCUGCAGCGGCGCGGCGCUCUUCGGCCAUCUCGAGGUGCUACGGUGGGCGCGGGCCAACGGGGCGCCGUGGGACACGGACACCUGCAACUCGGCGGCUCACAGCGGACACCUUGAGCUCCUGCAGUGGGCCCGAGCCAACGGUGCGCCGUGGAACCGACGCGUGACCUUCUUCGCCAAGCGUGCAGGCCACACCGAGUUACUCCAGUGGGCGCUAGCCAAUGGCUGCCCUUCGUGA
This is a messenger RNA of Acanthamoeba castellanii str. Neff, 804 nucleotides long. RefSeq lists its product as uncharacterized. The transcript has 3 exons. The record is from RefSeq and is a predicted model, not a curated record. Gene Ontology annotation, molecular function: protein binding. Lineage: Eukaryota; Discosea; Longamoebia; Acanthamoebidae. Bases 1 to 804 code for a protein of 267 amino acids.